AUGAAGAUACUAAUGAUCUCUCUUUCAUGGCCCUUUCUUCUUCUUCUUUUUCUCCUCCCCACAAUCCCCCAGUCCUCUGCUGCUAUGCAGAACCCUCCAAUUUCCAAAGACUCCAAUACAGAUGUCAAAGAUCUAGCCCACUCUGCCCUUGAGCUGGCCUUGGCGAAGGCUAACGAAACUCUAGUGCACGUUGGAGAGCUGUUCAAGAACACCACCGACCCUGUGCUGUACAGAUACUAUGGCACAUGCAUUGAUGAAUAUCAGGGAACUGUGACGAGGCAUCUGCCGGGAGCCAUCAGUGCUUUGGAGUCUAACAACUACGAAACGUCCAAACAAGAGGCGGGCUCUGCUGCCACCAGUGCAGAUACGUGCGAGCAGCAAUUCGUUCCUGAGAAAUCACCCAUGUCUGAUGAGAAUGCGGUGGUGCAUGGACUGUCGGUUGUGGCAUCAAAUAUUGUUGAGUUAUUGGGUUGA
Messenger RNA from Vitis vinifera (wine grape), 474 nucleotides. RefSeq lists its product as uncharacterized. The transcript has a single exon. Lineage: Eukaryota; Viridiplantae; Streptophyta; Magnoliopsida; Vitales; Vitaceae. Gene Ontology annotation, biological process: negative regulation of catalytic activity. Gene Ontology annotation, molecular function: enzyme inhibitor activity. The record is from RefSeq and is a predicted model, not a curated record. The coding region runs from base 1 to 474 and encodes 157 amino acids.